Messenger RNA from Microtus ochrogaster (prairie vole), 1601 nucleotides. It is a transcript of the gene Isy1, whose product is annotated as ISY1 spliceosome associated protein. Gene Ontology annotation, biological process: generation of catalytic spliceosome for second transesterification step. Lineage: Eukaryota; Metazoa; Chordata; Mammalia; Rodentia; Cricetidae. The record is from RefSeq and is a predicted model, not a curated record.
GACAUAAAGAGAGCAACCUGUUGGCUACUAGAGUUUUCCGUUCCCGCGCCGGCCCGGCUGGUCCCGGACUGCAAGGCACGCUGCUCUGCGGCGCGGCGCCUAGGCGCCCUCGCCGGCACCAUGGCCCGAAAUGCAGAAAAGGCUAUGACCGCCCUGGCAAGAUUUCGUCAAGCUCAGCUGGAAGAGGGGAAAGUCAAGGAACGAAGACCGUUUCUUGCUUCUGAAUGUACUGAGUUGCCCAAAGCUGAGAAAUGGAGACGACAGAUCAUUGGAGAGAUCUCGAAAAAAGUUGCUCAGAUUCAGAAUGCUGGUUUAGGGGAAUUCCGAAUUCGAGACCUGAAUGAUGAAAUUAACAAGCUGCUGAGGGAGAAAGGACACUGGGAGGUCCGGAUCAAGGAGCUGGGUGGUCCUGACUAUGGGAAAGUUGGUCCUAAAAUGCUGGAUCAUGAAGGUAAAGAAGUCCCAGGAAACCGUGGCUACAAGUACUUUGGGGCAGCAAAAGAUUUGCCUGGUGUCAGAGAGCUAUUUGAGAAAGAACCCCUCCCUCCUCCCAGAAAGACGCGUGCUGAGCUCAUGAAGGCGAUUGACUUUGAAUACUAUGGUUACCUGGAUGAAGAUGAUGGAGUUAUUGUGCCUUUGGAACAAGAGUAUGAAAAGAAACUCAGAGCUGAGCUGGUGGGAAAAUGGAAAGCAGAGAGAGAGGCUCGGCUGGCAAGGGGAGAAAAGGAAGAGGAGGAGGAAGAGGAAGAGGAGAUCAACAUCUAUGCUGUCACUGAAGAGGAGUCUGAUGAGGAAGGCAGCCAGGAGAAGGCAGGGGAGGAUGGUCAGCAGAAGUUCAUUGCUCACGUUCCGGUGCCGUCGCAGCAGGAGAUCGAGGAGGCGCUUGUACGGAGGAAGAAAAUGGAACUGCUGCAGAAAUAUGCAAGUGAGACCCUGCAGGCACAGAGUGAAGAAGCUAAGCGGCUGUUGGGGUACUAGGAUGAGCCAAGCCCUUCUUGGACUCUGGGAGAUCUGGUGGGUGUGCUUGUGACGCGCCUUGGGCCUACCCUUCUCAUAGCUCCCCUGAGCUGUGGCUAGACUGACCAGUGCUGGGAGGCCCUGUACUUUCUCAUCCUUUCCUGGAUAUGUGAGCUGGCCCUGCCCCUGACUUCCCAGUAAGCUGUCAGGAUACUGAAGACUAGCCAUCACUUUUUACAGAUAUCUUUGCUACCAUAUGGCUCCACUUAUUUUUAUUUUGGAGUGUGUAAAAUCAGCUCUCCCACUGAAAAUUUAUUCUGCCUUGUACUAUGAUUUUGGGAAGAGAGAAGGAUUAAUUAGUAACCAACAUUUAAAAAAUGCAUGAUUUUUAUCCAAAUCAUGUUCAGAUUCAAAGGCAUAUCUUCUCUGGAAACUGAGAUUGUGUGUCUACCCUGAAAUGGAGCUCCACCAUCAGCAGUAGAGCCUUCCCCGUGUGCUGGUUAGAGCUUUACUUUCCAUGGUCCCCUCUGAGAAUCUGCUUUGCCCUCCCUCUCCUGUCUUGUGGACAGGAAUUCUAAGUUUGCAGUUUUACUUUUAUAACUUGUUUCAGAGAAAGCUACUUUUAUUAAAUAUUUUAAUAAGAA